CUUUAUCCUCUGGCAACAAAGAGUGAGAGGAUUCAGGGCAAGAACGCGCAGGUCCUUCGCGGUCACUGCUGGUCACUCCGAGUUGAACGUAGGCGCGAGCGGGCGCGGACGGCGGAUAGCGUCGUGACAGAUCCGUUCGUUCGUUCGUUCGUUCGUUCGGAGCAACGUUCGUGCGUUCGUCACGAAGAGUUGACGACGAGGAACCACGAGGAACGACGGAGUCGUGAGGCAAGAGGACAGGUGUUACACAUAACAGACCGAGUCUCGCGCCGCGCGUACCGCGUGCAAGAGACUUCGGAUAAUCGAUCGCAGGCGUCGGGCGUCGCGUCGGACCGCCGCACCGGAGAAGUCGGGCAACCGAGUGGCGUCGCGACGCACGGUGUGCACGCUCGGCGCUCGCCGCUUCCGUGGAACGUGUAUCCGUAUCUGUCCGUAUCGUAGGAGCCAGAGCCAGUAUGGCCGUAGAACCUCAGCUGUUUUCACGUCACUGCCUACGUAUUUGAGAGACGAGUGAGAGAGGAAGUUAUCGCCAGCACCGCCGCCGGCUUGAUCCGACGUUAAAUUAAAAAGAGAAGAAAAAAACAGGAAAAAUGUCGUCGGUUAAGGUGGCGGUGAGGGUACGGCCCUUCAACUAUCGUGAAGUCAGUCGUCAGGCACAAUGUAUUAUAGAAAUGACGGGGAGUACUACUUCCAUAGUGAAUCCGAAAGCUACACCAGGAAGCAAAGAAGCGGUCAAGAGCUUCAAUUAUGAUUAUUCCUACUUUUCUAUGGACCCAAAUGAUGAGAAUUACUCGACUCAGCUCAUGGUUUAUAAGGAUAUCGGUGAAGAAAUGUUGGAACAUGCUUUUGAAGGCUAUAACGUUUGCAUUUUUGCAUACGGUCAAACUGGCGCCGGUAAAUCUUACACCAUGAUGGGUAAGCAAGAAGAAGGGCAGGAAGGAAUUAUACCACAGAUUUGCAAGGAUCUGUUUAGGAAAAUCAGUUACACAUCUAAUGAGCGAUUGAAGUACUCGGUAGAAGUGAGUUAUAUGGAAAUCUAUUGCGAGAGGGUGCGCGAUUUGUUAAAUCCGAAAAAUAGGGGAAAUCUUCGAGUAAGGGAACACCCUCUUUACGGACCUUACGUCGAAGAUCUUUCCAAGUUAGCUGUAUUAUCAUAUGAAGACAUUCACGAUCUCAUAGACGAAGGUAACAAGGCCAGGACUGUCGCAGCAACCAAUAUGAAUGAAACAUCUAGCAGAUCACACGCAGUUUUCACGAUAUUCUUUACACAACAACAACAGGAUAGUAUCACUGGUUUGAUGACGGAAAAAGUUAGCAAAAUAUCGCUGGUCGAUUUAGCCGGAUCCGAGAGAGCUGAUUCAACGGGUGCGAAAGGGACACGAUUGAAAGAAGGAGCUAACAUUAAUAAGAGUUUGACGACUCUCGGGAAGGUUAUCAGUGCCCUGGCCGAAAUUGCGGCAACAAAAAAGAAGAAGAAAGCCGAUUUUAUACCAUACAGAGAUUCCGUUUUAACAUGGUUGUUGCGGGAGAACUUAGGCGGAAAUUCAAAAACUGCUAUGAUUGCAGCAGUUAGUCCUGCCGACAUCAAUUACGAUGAGACGCUUUCAACCUUACGAUACGCGGACAGAGCGAAACAAAUUGUCUGCAAAGCCGUGGUCAACGAAGACGCGAAUGCCAGACUUAUCAGAGAACUCAAAGAAGAGAUACAGAAAUUACGCGAACUUCUAAAGCAGGAGGGCAUCGACGUACAAGAAGGGCCAGAUGGCAAAGUUACAUACGAAAAGAAAGAACCUAGGGAUGAAAUUAUUAGAACGAACAAGCGAAAUGAAGAAGACACCAAGGAAACUCGACCAAGAAUUUCUUCUCAUACUACAUCCACCAUUGCCGAAGAGGCGGUUGAACAGUUGCAAGCGUCUGAAAAAUUAAUCGCAGAACUGAACGAAACAUGGGAAGAGAAGUUGAAGCGAACCGAAUCAAUUCGCUUGCAACGCGAAGCAGUUUUCGCUGAAAUGGGAGUCGCUGUGAAAGAGGACGGAGUCACAGUGGGCGUCUUCUCUCCUAAGAAAACACCGCACUUGGUAAAUCUGAACGAGGACCCUCUCAUGUCAGAAUGUUUGAUCUAUUAUAUCAAGGAUGGAUUCACACGUAUUGGCAGUGCCGAGGCGCACGUACCUCAGGAUAUCCAGCUGUGUGGUCCACACAUACUUAGGGAGCAUUGCGUUUUCGAGAACCAUGAGGGAAUUAUAACUCUCAUACCGAAGAACGGAGCCUUGAUUUAUGUCAACGGUCGCGAAGUAACCGAGCCACUUAUCCUAACGACUGGCUCACGUGUCAUCUUGGGAAAAAGCCAUGUUUUCCGAUUUAAUCACCCAGACCAAGUACGUGAACGGAUAGCGAAUGGCUCCCCGGCGGAAACUCCUGGCAAUAACGAACCAUUAGCAGACUGGAAUUUCGCACAGGUCGAGCUAUUAGAAAAGCAGGGAAUCGAUUUAAAGGCUGAAAUGGAAAAGAGAUUACUUGUACUGGAGGAACAGUUCCGUAAAGAGAAGGAGGAAGCCGAUCAAUUGUUUGAAGAACAGCGAAAAAGCUACGAAGCACGGAUAGAUGCGCUACAGAGGCAGGUGGAAGAACAAAGUAUGACCAUGUCUAUGUACAGCAGUUAUACGCCAGAAGACUUCAACAACAUCGAGGAAGAUAUUUUCGUCAACCCAUUGUUUGACGCAGAGAGCAACUGGACCGAGAGAGAGUUUCAACUGGCCGCUUGGGCCUUCCGCAAGUGGAAAUAUCAUCAAUUCACGAGUUUACGGGACGAUCUUUGGGGCAACGCGAUAUUCCUCAAAGAGGCUAAUGCUAUAUCCGUUGAACUAAAAAAGAAGGUUCAAUUCCAAUUUACCUUACUCACGGACACCCUUUAUUCGCCCUUACCUCCGGAUCUCUUGCCCAUUAUGGACGAAGAAGAGGAGGAUGAAAGACCCUUCCCACGCACGAUCGUCGCCGUUGAAGUUCAAGAUAUGAAAAAUGGUGCUACGCAUUACUGGACCUUGGAUAAGCUAAGACAGCGCUUGGAGCUGAUGCGACAUGUGUACAACGAGGACUCGAGCCCCAGCACUCCGGAGGCCAAAGAGGAUAUUUUCCAAUGCCUUACGGUCUACUCUAAUCCGAAGUUCUCGCUCGCAAAUCUUUUGCCUUCGAGGCAAAGGUUGGAGCUGAUGCGCGAGAUGUAUCACAAUGAGGCGGAGCUCUCACCGACGUCUCCGGACUUCAAUAUCGAAUCUAUCACGGGAGGUGAUCCAUUUUAUGAUCGAUUUCCGUGGUUCCGUAUGGUCGGCAGAGCUUUCGUAUAUUUGAGCAACCUCAUGUACCCGGUGCCACUGAUUCACAAAGUGGCUAUCGUAAACGAAAAAGGCGAUGUUAAGGGUUACUUACGAGUCGCUGUACAAGCCGUAGUUGAAGAGGAAAACAGUGAAUAUUCAAGUGGCGUCAGACAAUCAGCCCGAAUCUCCUUCGAGGACGACUUGUUCGGUGGGCAUAAGCAUAAUAAACGCAACUCGCUCCUGGCUCAGACUUUAGAGAAGAAUCGACAGAUUAUGCUGCACGAGGAGCGCGUGGUCGAAGGGCAUAACGAAAUUAAUCAGAAGGACAUGAAAGACGAGGACGAUAUAGGAGAUGCCGACAGCGGCAGAGGUGAUAGCUCAGUCUCGAGCGAUAUGAAGGAGGAAGAGUUGCCGGAUCACUUGCAACCCGGUGCAGAAUUCACUUUCAGGGUAACGGUCCUACAAGCUAUGGGUAUUUCCACGGAGUAUGCUGACAUUUUCUGUCAGUUCAAUUUCCUACAUCGACACGAUGAAGCUUUCUCAACAGAGCCGGUAAAGAACACAGGCAAGGGUAAUCCACCUGGAUUUUAUCACGUACAGAACAUUACAGUCACGGUUACCAAAUCCUUCUUGGAAUAUCUGAAGACUCAACCUAUUGUCUUCGAAGUAUUUGGCCAUUAUCAGCAACAUCCGUUGCACAAAGAUGCGAAACUGGAAUACGUACGACAGCCACCGAAGAGGAUGCUACCGCCAUCCAUACCGAUCAGCCAGCCAGUUCGUUCGCCGAAAUUCGGGAGUGUUCUGCCGUCUCCCAGCACAUCGCAUGUGCAUGCUAAAUACGAUGUAUUGGUGUGGUUCGAGAUCUGCGAAUUGGCACCGAACGGCGAGUACGUGCCGUCAGUAGUGGACCACAGCGACGACCUACCAUGUCGUGGACUGUUCCUGCUCCAUCAGGGCAUACAGCGACGUAUACGAAUCACCAUUGUGCACGAACCGGCUUCCGAAUUGAGGUGGAAAGACGUACGCGAACUUGUGGUUGGCCGCAUACGAAACACCCCAGAACCCGAGGAAGAGGAUAAUGAUUCGUCUGUGCUUUCACUGGGUCUGUUCCCGGGCGAGUAUCUCGAAAUUCCUGGCGACGAUCGAACCAUGUUCAGAUUCGAAGCAGCUUGGGACAGCUCUCUGCACAACUCGGCUCUGCUCAAUCGAGUCACGUCCUACGGAGAACAAAUCUUCAUGACUAUCUCCGCGUAUCUCGAGCUGGAGAAUUGUGGAAGACCUGCAAUUAUCACGAAAGAUUUGAGCAUGAUCAUCUAUGGGAGAGACGCAAGAGUAGGGCCACGUUCACUCAAGCACCUAUUUAGUGGCAGUUAUCGCAACCAGGAAGCGAAUCGACUCAGCGGCGUCUACGAACUGGUGUUACGUCGUUCUUCGGAAGCAGGUAGCCCAGGAGUUCAAAGACGUCAACGUCGCGUCUUGGACACGAGCUCCACAUACGUCCGGGGUGAAGAGAACCUUCACGGAUGGAGACCACGCGGAGACAGUCUCAUAUUCGAUCAUCAGUGGGAGCUCGAGAAGUUGACGAGGCUGGAGGAAGUGGAGAGAGUGCGACAUACAUUGUUGUUGCGGGAGAAGCUCGGUAUUGACAAAAUACCAUUCUGCAAUAAGCCUCUGCACGAUUUUACGAAGAGCGAAAAGGACGUGUGUAAUAUGGUGGCAAAGGCCACAAACGAGCCACAUGCCAGCCCGGUAAAGCUGAAACGUUCGACGAGUAAAGACGUUUACGAACCCUGGGAAAUGACUGAAAGAGAUCGUGAAUUAACGACUAAGUACAUUAAACUCAUUCAAGGAAGAAUCCCGAGCAAGGAACCAAUAUUACUGUCCGAUGUUUCGCCCGGGGAAGACACCAUAACCGAUUUAUCCGCGUCUAUGAUGUCUUCGGUCAUAUCGUCUUCAUCUCAAGAGUUGAGUUCACCGGAAAGGGCUAGACUGCAAGAACUUCAGGAGAGUAUAUUGGCGAGCGAGUCGGCUAAUCAGACUUGUACUGUCGCGCCGCCGCCGCUUGGCUCAUCCUCGCCAUCGAAGGAGAACCUGGUAUUGUACGUGCCAGAGGUGGAGGAAAUACGCAUAAGUCCGGUCAUCGCGCGGAAAGGCUACUUGAACGUUCUCGAGCACAAAACCAAUGGCUGGAAGAAACGCUGGGUGGCUGUUCGCCGACCGUACGUUCUCAUUUUUCGAGAGGAAAAAGAUCCCGUCGAAAGGGCAUUAAUUAAUUUGGCUACGGCUCAAGUCGAAUACUCUGAGGAUCAGCUGGCCAUGGUGAAAGUACCGAAUACUUUCAGUGUCGUCACCAAGCACAGAGGAUAUUUGCUGCAGACUUUAGGUGAUAAAGAGGUCUACGACUGGCUGUAUGCGAUUAAUCCUCUUCUAGCUGGUCAAAUUAGGUCGAAGCUUGCCCGCAAAGGUCCGGCUGCCCCAAAUUUAAGCAAUGGCACGCCGAUUGGCAUGACACCACAACUGGAGCAGCAAAACAAUCAGACCAAGUGAGUGGUCGACACUAUGGCCGGGGUAACGAGUGCAAUAGCAAAGGUGUCGGAGAAAAUGCUGUGUUGGUCACACUCGGCCUUAGAGUCCCAAGACUUCUGCAACUUUCGAUUCGCUAGUCUUUGAUUGACCGAGCGGAGGCGAAGCUGUCCCUUGAGACUAUCCACGAUCGGCAGCAUAUUAAUAUCGACGUUUUACUUUACACAGCGUCCCUUUAGCACGUUAUAGGGCAGUCAGAAUGAGAAAGAAAAGAGAAAAGAGAAGGAAGAUGGUGCUCGUCUUUCGAAGAAGUUACAAAUGUGCGUACAAAUGCAUUCGGUUACACUGUGUUGGAAAAAAAUGUUCGUUAUUAUGUCUCUCCGUACAUUUCGAAUUUUCAUUCGAAGUGCUCUCCACGUCGACGAGACGAAAUCGCGCGCGAAUAUUUUCGUUGAAUUUUUAUUUCUGUAACGCGUAUAUCAACGUGUGACUACGCGAUACCUCUUACGUACGCGAUGUGUGAGGAAGAUAGAAAAUGCAUUUAUGCCUAAUAAA
Trachymyrmex cornetzi is the source of this 6392-nucleotide messenger RNA. It is a transcript of the gene unc-104, whose product is annotated as kinesin family member unc-104. Gene Ontology annotation, biological process: microtubule-based movement. The transcript has 30 exons. The coding region runs from base 591 to 5861 and encodes 1756 amino acids. Gene Ontology annotation, molecular function: ATP binding; microtubule motor activity; microtubule binding. The record is from RefSeq and is a predicted model, not a curated record. Lineage: Eukaryota; Metazoa; Arthropoda; Insecta; Hymenoptera; Formicidae.